AUGCAGGAUAGUGGCAUUCAGCUGUUGGCUCCUUGUGCCUUCUCCCUUUUAAAAUAUGGCCCAAGUGGCUACCACAAACGGCACAGUGAUCUCAUUUCUCCUCUCAUUUGGGCCAGGAUAACGAUUUCUUUAUUUUUCAACACAUCCGAAAUCUCUGCUUUUAAUGGCCGGGCAGCAUUUGAAGGCUUUGGUGAGCUUGUUGAAGUUAAAAUAAUAAUGGACAAAAUUUCUAAAAGGUCCAAAGGUUAUGCAUUCAUAGAAUACACCACGGAGGAAGCUGCUAGUGCAGCACUCAGAGAGAUGAAUGGCAAGAUCAUUAAUGGCUGGAUGAUAGUUGUUGAUGUUGCCAAGACUAGCCCUCCAAGAUACAGCAGGAGUCAGAGCAGACCAGCAACCAGAUGAAAGAGAGAGAAGGUUAUAGAGAGAUUUGUCACUAAGAAUUGAAUUAUUUUGUGCCCAGCAUCCUAAAUAU
Molecule: messenger RNA, 472 nt
Organism: Prunus avium (sweet cherry)
Lineage: Eukaryota; Viridiplantae; Streptophyta; Magnoliopsida; Rosales; Rosaceae
Source: RefSeq, a predicted model, not a curated record